Molecule: messenger RNA, 1232 nt
Organism: Coregonus clupeaformis (lake whitefish)
Lineage: Eukaryota; Metazoa; Chordata; Actinopteri; Salmoniformes; Salmonidae
Exons: 13
Coding region: 1-1149 (382 amino acids)
Source: RefSeq, a predicted model, not a curated record
AUGCCUGGGGUUCGCAAUCGUCGGGAGGUGGACAGCGACAUCGACAUCGACUUCGAAGAGGAAUCAACUGUCCUGGAUGAGGUCCAGUUGGUUGUGCCAUUGGAUGAUGUGCCGGAUGUACCACUGCUGCCAGCCAUCCUUGAGGAGGUGCCAGAUGUGCCGACUAUCCUUGAGCUUGGAGAACUUUCCAGUUCAUCAGCCCCAUUAUCACCUACAUGCGUGGGGGGAUCCCAGCAGGUGGUGGUGAGGAUGCACCAUGCGAGUAGGGUUCGAGGCCUGGAGACUCAACUGGUGUGGGCCAUCUCCAAGGAGACACACAGACUUAGUCCAGAGGGCAUCCCCUACUGUGCCACCAAGGUUCAGUCCAUCUCUUGGAUCCAGUAUGUGGCUGGCAGGGUGACCCAGUAUGCGUCUCACCUCCGCCACGAGACGUCUGUGGCCGUGACGCAUGGCUGCUACCAGCAAACUGAUGUCUCGGUGGUGUACGCCACUCUCCACAUGGGGCUGGAUGGGCUGCUCUCCUCCUCGGCGUGGUCGGAGGCUGCCUCCGUCUCUACGCCCACCACUCAGCAGUUCACUGAGCCAGAGCCUGAGGGCCACAACUGCUAUGAGGGCUGGGAGGAGGACCUGCUGCCUGAGGAGAGGGAGGUUCCUCUGCUAAACCUCUAUCUUACCACCAAGAGAGUGGAGGACAUCGGCCUGAGGCUCGUCUCCCUGCGCCAGGCCUUUACUGACGAGGCCGAAUUCAUCCGUGCCUAUAACGACUUUGUGGACUACCUGAGUGACCCCUCCAAGCAGAUUGACAUUGAGAGGGAGCUGGCUGAGGCAAAGAUCCAUCAUGUUAACCUGAUAGAUGUCCUUUUUGAGCUGGUGCUGUUUGGGAUGAUGACAGCUCAGAAAUCCCUGAUGGUGCAACCUGGUGGGUUCUUGGAGCGUCUGUACGCUCUCCUGUACUCCUUCCUGCCCACUGUUGCCAGCAUUGAGCCAAAGGCUGAGAGAUACCUGUUGCUGCUCAAUGGCGGGCUGAUGGCUCUGCUAGAUGACAUGUUUGGGCAGCAGCUGGCCUGGUAUUUUAACCGAGAGUCUCUGGUCACUCAGCUCUCCAGCCUCCUGGAGUACCACCUCGAGUACCUCAUGGCCAGCAUGUAGUCCUACUGCAGAGACCUGAAGGGCCACACUUCUUCUCUCUCUCUCUCUCUCUCUCUCUCUCUCUCUCUCUCUCUCUCUCUCUC